UCAAUUUUUCAAUCUUUCAUCAAAAUUUCUUCCAGAGAAAAAAAAAUCUCCCCCACAAAGAAAACAACAAUGUCGACAAAAAAGAUCAUGUUGAAGAGCUCAGAUGGUAAAAUGUUUGAGAUUGAAGAAGAGACCGCACGCCAAUGCCAGACCAUAGCUCAUAUGAUUGAAGCCGAAUGUACGGAUAACGUAAUCCCGGUUUCAAACGUGACAAGCGAGAUUCUUGAGAUGGUGAUCGAGUACUGCAACAAGCACCACGUCGAUGCCGCUAAUCCUUGCUCCGAUGAGGAUCUCAAGAAGUGGGACAAGGAGUUCAUGGAAAAAGAUCAAUACACGAUCUUUCAUCUCAUGAAUGCUGCGUAUGACCUACACAUCAAAAGCCUUCUUGCUCUAGCUUACCAAACAGUCGCGGAUAUGGUCAACGACAAUAAAUGGGCUUUUGAAUGAGCGGAUUAUCAAAACCUAAGAAGCUUUUCUUGCUUUUCUUUUCUCUCUUUUAGUGUGUGUUAUUCAGUUUCGUUAUCAAUGUAGAUGAUGGUGACUUCGUCUACGUUCGACAAUCUAAUAAUGAAAGAAGCUUUCUUUCUGUUCUUUUUUCUUUUUCUUUCUUCGUUAGUGUGUGUUUUUCAAUUUCUUGAUCAAUGUAGUUGAUGAUGACUUCAUCAAAGUUCAAUAAUCAAAUAAUGAAAGUAGACAUAUAUUUCGUUUA
This is a messenger RNA of Arabidopsis thaliana (thale cress), 709 nucleotides long. RefSeq names its product SKP1-like 7 (gene SK7). Gene Ontology annotation, cellular component: nucleus. Gene Ontology annotation, biological process: ubiquitin-dependent protein catabolic process; jasmonic acid mediated signaling pathway; protein ubiquitination. Bases 70 to 447 code for a protein of 125 amino acids. The record is from RefSeq and is marked reviewed. NCBI's taxonomy places the organism in Eukaryota, Viridiplantae, Streptophyta, Magnoliopsida, Brassicales, Brassicaceae. The transcript has a single exon.